This is a messenger RNA of Rhinolophus ferrumequinum (greater horseshoe bat), 1744 nucleotides long. RefSeq names its product phenazine biosynthesis like protein domain containing (gene PBLD). Gene Ontology annotation, cellular component: cytoplasm. NCBI's taxonomy places the organism in Eukaryota, Metazoa, Chordata, Mammalia, Chiroptera, Rhinolophidae. The transcript has 10 exons. Gene Ontology annotation, biological process: biosynthetic process. Gene Ontology annotation, molecular function: isomerase activity. The coding region runs from base 199 to 1065 and encodes 288 amino acids. The record is from RefSeq and is a predicted model, not a curated record.
ACAAAGGAGACCGUCUGCCUCCUUUGUCCUGGAUUUGGGAGUUGAGCGCCUUCGUCGCCAUUGGCUUUCCUCCCCCAGCUCCAGCCUCUCUCAUCUUGAGAAUCUGCGUCAGAAGUCACUCGCAGUCCCGCCAGCCCAGAAGAAGUAAAGCAGGUUAACAGCAAUUCUGAGAAUUUGCAAAAACAGCCUGCAAGGAAAAUGAAGCUCCCUAUUUUCAUAGCAGAUGCAUUCACAGCAAAAGCAUUUCGUGGGAAUCCUGCUGCUGUUUGUCUCCUAGAAGAUAAAUUGGAUGAAGACAUGCAUCAAAAAAUUGCAAGGGAAAUGAAUCUCUCAGAAACUGCUUUUAUCCGAAAACUGGACCCAACUGACAACUUUACACAAAGUUCCCGCUUUGGACUAAGGUGGUUUACGCCAGCAAGUGAGGUCCCUCUCUGUGGCCAUGCUACCCUGGCUUCCGCAGCUGUGCUGUUUCACAAAAUAAAGAAUGUGAAUAGCACUCUAAACUUUGUCACGCUGAGUGGGGAGCUAAAGGCCAGAAGAGCGGAGGAUGGUAUCAUCCUGGAUUUGCCUCUUUAUCCAGCCCACCCCCAGGACUUCCAUGAAGUAAAGGACUUGAUAAAGACCGCCAUAGGUGACACACAGGUCCAGGACAUCCGCUAUUCUCCAGAUACCCGAAAGCUCCUUGUCCGACUCAGUGAUACUUACGACAGGUCAUUUUUGGAGAAACUGCAAGUGAACACACAGAGUCUGCUGCAAGUGGAGAACACAGGGAAGGUGAAAGGACUCAUUCUCACCAUUAAAGGAGAUCCUGGUGGGCAGACCCAAGCGUUUGACUUUUAUUCCCGAUAUUUUGCGCCAUGGGUUGGUGUGGCGGAAGACCCUGUAACAGGAUCUGCACAUACUGUUCUCAGCAGCUACUGGUCCCAGCAACUGGGGAAGAAAGACAUGCAUGCCUUUCAGUGUUCCUGCAGAGGAGGAGAACUGGAGAUUUCAUUGCGUCCUGAUGGACGAGUUGACAUUAAGGGAGGCGCUGCCGUUGUUUUAGAGGGUACUCUCACAGCCUAGAGAUGGUUGUGCUGAGAUGCUCCUAUCUCAGCACAAAAUGACUAAGUAUUUUCUGUUUACAAAGAAACAUAAGGGGCUGCCUUUAGCAAACUUACAUAGUAGUCCACUUAAUCCUCAUGUUAAAAAUAGAAAAAUGAAGACAUAUUCAUGGAGAUUUAAUAACGCAUCCUAAUUAACUGAUGGAGUUUUGGCUCUCCUGUGAGUGUAUUUGAAGUGUAAGUAACCAGUAACAAAGAAUAAUGUUGUCACCUUUGAUUAUGACUACCAAUCACAGAUAAGGAACAAAUUUAUGAGGAUAAGAUCAAACCAUUUAAACUCAGGUGUAUCUGAUAGAAUAUUUUGCAGCCAUUAAAAACAACCCAAUAACUAUGUGGAAAUAUAGAAAAAUGUUUCAAGAUAUAAUACUAAGAAAGAAAAUUACAGUAGACUAUAGAAUGUUAUGCUUUCUAUGGAGAAUAUGAAUUUAUAUGGACAAGGAUGGGUCACGAAGACAGACAAGUGGAAACAGUUUAUGUGUGGGGAAUAAAAUUGGGAAUAAUUUUAAUGUAUUUAAAAACUUAUUUUCUUUAUUGGAAUACGCUCAUCUUUAAUAACUAAAAAUCAGGACGUAUAACUAAAUAAAAACCCAGUAACUUAAAAAAAUGUAUGUGUAUUAGUGUGGUAAUAAAAUUAAACACUA